Molecule: messenger RNA, 456 nt
Organism: Durusdinium trenchii
Lineage: Eukaryota; Dinophyceae; Suessiales; Symbiodiniaceae
Source: the annotation of a GenBank genome assembly
AUGUCCGUGGGGCGUUGCUUGCAGCAACUGGAGCUGGCUUUGCAUUAUGAUGCUCGAAGUCUCAUGGUACUGCAACAGACAUCUCCGUCCAUGCGCAAAGCGCUGCAGGAGGGUCUCUUGGAGGUGUUUUGCAAGCUGGUGAGGCAGCCGGUGGCAGGGCACAACCUGACCGGAGCCAUUUGGAAGCUUGCUUGCUUGUCGCCGCGUGGCCAUGCACCUUGCUUGCAAGAAGUCGGGGUGCUCGGCUGCGGCAUCGACGGCCCCUGGUUCGAGAGGUGGCGGUCAAGGCGCUGGGGCAUAUUGCCAUCGCGGAAGAGCUGGUCCCAAGGAUCCGGCAGUGCCUCAGUGACGCUCAGGGUCGCGUGCGUCUUUGCGCGAGGCCGUGGAGGGCCUGGACCAGGUGCUGAGGCCCUGCGACAAGGUAGCUGCAGCCAUCAAUCACGAAACGGCAGGUGA